UAGAAAUUUUAAAUUUUUUCAAGUUACUCCAUUCCUAUAAAUGAAGGCUACAUGUAUACUUAGCUAGCUACAUAGGGAACAAAUGGCCGAAAAGUUAGUGCUGGUAUCAGACAUGGCUUCCACUAUGAAGCAGGUUCCCUCUAAUUUCAUCAGGCCACUCGGUGACCGUCCAAAUCUUCAAGGCGUCGUCCAAUCCUCAGAUGUUUGCAUUCCUCUCAUCGAUCUCCAAGACCUUCAUGGCCCCAAUCGCUCCCACAUCAUCCAACAGAUUGACCAAGCUUGCCAAAAUUAUGGAUUUUUUCAGGUGACAAAUCAUGGAGUUCCAGAGGGUGUGAUUGAAAAGAUAAUGAAGGUGACAAGGGAGUUUUUCGGUUUACCAGAGAGUGAGAAAUUGAAGAGUUACUCCACUGAUCCAUUCAAGGCAAGCAGGCUGUCCACUAGUUUCAACGUGAAUAGUGAGAAGGUUUCCAACUGGAGGGACUUCUUGAGACUUCACUGUCACCCUAUAGAGGAUUACAUAAAGGAAUGGCCCUCCAACCCUCCAUCUUUAAGAGAAGAUGUUGCAGAAUACUGCAGGAAGAUGAGAGGAGUAUCAUUGAAAUUGGUGGAGGCAAUUUCUGAAAGCUUAGGUUUGGAGACGGAUUACAUCAACAGGGUAGUUGGUGGGAAGAAGGGGCAGGAACAACAGCACUUGGCAAUGAACUACUAUCCAGCGUGUCCAGAGCCAGAGCUGACAUAUGGGUUGCCAGGGCAUACUGAUCCGACGGUGAUAACCAUACUCCUCCAAGAUGAGGUACCGGGAUUACAGGUUCUCAAAGAUGGCAAGUGGGUGGCUGUGAAUCCCAUCCCCAACACCUUCGUAGUGAACGUGGGUGAUCAAAUUCAGGUGAUAAGCAAUGACAAGUAUAAGAGUGUACUGCAUCGAGCAGUGGUGAAUUGCAACAAGGACAGGAUUUCCAUUCCAACAUUCUAUUUUCCCUCAAAUGACGCAAUCAUAGGACCCGCUCCACAACUCAUACAUCAUCAUCACCAUCCGCCUCAGUACAACAACUUUACGUACAAUGAAUACUACCAGAAUUUUUGGAACAGGGGACUUUCCAAAGAAACUUGCCUCGAUAUCUUCAAGGCCUAAGUUUGAUCAUUCCAAUGUAUGUGUGGUGUGUUUCUUUAUUUAUGAUAGAAAAAUGAGAAAUAAACAAACUCAUUGCAAAAUAAAGUGUGUAAUUUCUUAUGGGACAUAAUUUUGUACCACUAGGCUGGGCCAGUUGUUUGAUGAUUAAGGCACUCUCAAUCUUAAUCAUUUAUGCUAAGGCACUCGAGAUUGUGAGAUUGUGCUUUUUUUUCUAUCGACAAUAUUAAUUGUUAGUUUGUUUGAAUGAAUAAUUUGUUUGAAUUAGAUAA
This is a messenger RNA of Glycine soja, 1401 nucleotides long. RefSeq names its product protein DMR6-LIKE OXYGENASE 1-like. Lineage: Eukaryota; Viridiplantae; Streptophyta; Magnoliopsida; Fabales; Fabaceae. The record is from RefSeq and is a predicted model, not a curated record. The transcript is spliced from 3 exons. Bases 83 to 1132 code for a protein of 349 amino acids.